UCAAUUAUACUCACGCGUGUAUCACAGUUUUUUUUCUCAUAUACUACAAAUUUUUCUACGUCAUAUAUUAUAUAUAUAGUCAUAGAUUUUUCUUGUAUAGUCAUGAUCUACAUUUUCGUUACCAUAGUUUUACUUAGGCUCCGAUUGGUAAUCCGAUUGGUAAUUACGGUUUGAGCGGUGCGGAACAAGCGAUUUAACUGCAGUGCAGUUUUAACAAUUAUAAAAACGUGUAGAUAUAUGGUAUACGUAGAGAUUUUUGUUACUGUUAAGUGCGGUGCGGGGUAAGACGGUUCGUAACAUUCGAAGCCUUAGUAAACAUUUUAUAAUUCGUUUCCUUAUAUAUAAAUAUGAAAUAGACUUUAAUUUGUAUCUGCGAAAUAAAAUUUACGUACACAUGCAUAAAAGAAUAAUAUUGAAUAGCUGAUCUUUGAGAUAUUGAGAACUCUUAUUGGGUCCCCCAUCUCUGUGUUAUAUAACUCAACACUCUCUCUAUAUCUCCUACACACAAAACCUAAAAUAUCUUUUGCUUUAUAGUUCUUUUCUUGGUAAAAUAAAAUUUCUUAUCAUUGUCUUCUUCUUCUUCCGAUCUACUCUUCAUUUUGAUCUUCAAAUAUGGAGCCAGCGCAACAUCACCAUCAAGCCGACCAAGAAAGCGGCAACAACAACAAGUCCGUCUCUGGUGGUUACACGUGUCGUCAAACGAGUACAAGAUGGACACCAACGACCGAUCAAAUCAGAAUACUCAAAGAUCUUUACUACAACAACGGAGUCCGGUCACCAACAGCCGACCAGAUCCAGAAGAUCUCUGCAAGGCUGAGACAGUACGGAAAGAUCGAGGGAAAAAAUGUCUUUUACUGGUUUCAAAACCAUAAGGCUCGUGAGCGACAGAAGAAGAGAUUCAACAGCACAACCAUGACCAUACCAACGUCUUCAUCGCCCAACUCGGUUAUGAUGGCUAGUGAUCACUAUCACCAUAACCAUCAUCAUCAUGGCGUUACCAUCCAGAGACCUGCUUUGGUUAACGCUAAGCUCGACCAAGAAAAUCAUAUGUUUCAUCAGAGCAGAUCAUAUCCCAGCUUCAAUAACGGGAAUACAAAUCAUGCAAGUUCAGGCACGGAAUAUGGUGUUUUCAGUGCUUCUAAUGGCUACAUUAGUAGCCAUAUCUAUGAACCUAUGGAACAAGACUGUUCAAUGAGCUACAACAACGUAGGUGGAGGAUGGACAAACAUAGAUCAUAAUCACCAUUACUCAACUCCAGCCUACAACUUCUUCGAUAGACCAAUGCUUCUGUCUGGACUAGAAGGUCAUCAUCAAGAAGAAAAAGAAUAUGGUGGCGAUGCUUAUCUGGAACAUAGACGCACACUUCCUCUCUUCCCUUUGCACGGUGAGGAUCACAUCAACGGCGGUGGUGGUUCCAUCUUGAAGUACGGACAAUCGGACGGUUGUGAUCGUUAUGGUAGAGGCCCUUGUGCUUCUCUUAAGCUGUGUCUGAACUGAACUCCUAGACCAGCGUCGUACCGGAUUAAAGUUGUCUUUCGCUAUCUCUCUCGCAUGUUUCGCUAGUGAUUAAUGAUGCAGUAAGCAUAAAAGUAGUAUCUCGAGUACUUAUAGUUUAUAGUUGCAUUUACUACUUCUAGGUUGAACUUUCAAUGAGUGUGUUUUUCUCUCUUUUCUUUUAUAAUCUAAGACGUUAAAAUCUUAUUACUACGAAAAUGGAAUCUAUUUCAAUAAUUUACAAAUAGUAAUUUCAAAAA
Molecule: messenger RNA, 1754 nt
Organism: Brassica napus (rape)
Lineage: Eukaryota; Viridiplantae; Streptophyta; Magnoliopsida; Brassicales; Brassicaceae
Product: protein WUSCHEL
Exons: 3
Coding region: 613-1497 (294 amino acids)
Biological process (GO): plant organ development
Molecular function (GO): DNA-binding transcription factor activity; DNA binding
Source: RefSeq, a predicted model, not a curated record